Poecilia reticulata (guppy) is the source of this 4722-nucleotide messenger RNA. The record is from RefSeq and is a predicted model, not a curated record. Lineage: Eukaryota; Metazoa; Chordata; Actinopteri; Cyprinodontiformes; Poeciliidae.
UCUGAAGAAUGAAAACACGAAAGUUUAAUAAUAUUUCCAAACCAAGGCUUAGCGGAGCUGGGCGUGCGUCAUGACGUCACAGCCAGUCGUAGUAGGGGAUGACGUAGAGAGCAGAGCGGCAUCGCUGACCGGCGGAAAGAGGGCGAGCGUCCUGCACGAGGACAGGUGAAUCACCAUGACAACAGAGCCAAGUGAAGCCCAGCCCCCAGAGGCGGAGCCUUUCCCUGAAGCCGCCGCCCACUCCACACCUAAACAGGGAGGGGAGGGGCCAGCUCACAGCUCAUUGGCUGAGGACUCCAGCAGUCCGCUGUCGUCGGGCGGACUCGUCACUCGCUCUCCGGCCAGAACCGCGCUGGGCUUCAGAACCAUGCAGACCCGGGUGGCGCUGCUGGACGGGUCGCAGUUCACCUGCAUGGUGGAGAAACGAUCUCGAGGUUUUCAGCUGUUUGAGAAGGUUUGUGAUCACCUCAACCUGCUGGAGAGAGAUUAUUUCAGCCUGUCCUUCAGAGACGCAGACAGCAACAAGAACUGGUUGGAUCCUGCGAAGGAGAUCAAGAAGCAGGUCAGAGGCGUUCCCUGGAACUUCUCCUUUAACGUAAAGUUUUACCCUCCGAACCCGGCCCAGCUGUCUGAGGACAUCACCAGGUACUUCCUGUGUCUGCAGCUCAGACAGGAUGUCGUUUCCGGACGUCUUCCAUGUUCCUUUGCGACUCACGCCGUUCUUGGUUCCUACACGGUUCAGUCUGAGCUCGGAGACUACGACUCUGAUGAAUGUGCUCCAGACUACGUCAGUGAGUUGUGCUUCGCUCCAAACCAAACCAAAGAGAUGGAGGCCAAGAUCGUGGAUCUGCACCGGACCCUCAGAGGAAUGAGUCCAGCAGAAGCUGAGAUGCAUUUCCUGGAGAAUGUGAAGAAGCUGUCCAUGUACGGAGUGGACCUGCAUCACGCCAAGAUGACAGGAAGCCGUUUUGACUGCCUGUCUGCUCAGUCAGAGGACUCGGAGGGCGUGGCCAUCAUGCUGGGCGUGUGUAACAGCGGGCUGCUGGUGUACAGGGACCGGCUGAGGAUCAACCGAUUCUCCUGGCCAAAGAUCCUGAAGAUUUCCUACAAACGGAACAACUUUUACAUCAAGAUCCGACCUGGAGAGUUUGACCAGUUUGAGUCCAUCAUUGGCUUCAAGCUGCUGAACCACAGAGCAGCCAAGCGGCUGUGGAAGGUGUGUGUGGAGCAUCACUCCUUCUUCAGGCUGCUGUCUCCUGAGGAACCGCCAAAGAAGUUUCUGUCUCUGGGGUCAAAGUUUCGCUACAGCGGUCGGACCCAGAUUCAGAGCCGCAGAGCCAGCGCUCAGAUAUCCAGACCCGCUCCCAACUUCCCACGAUGCAUCAGCAAGAGGAACAUGCUGAGCCGGAGCCUGGACGGAGCUUCCAGGACCACAGCAACGUCUUCUCUGAUUGGCUCUCCUGCCGUCACUGUGUCGCUCAAAGCCAACGGUCGAGCUUACUCAGACAUGGGCUCAGGACUGUACGGAGCAUCGAAAGCCAUCGCUGUCAGCGACCACAUCGCCACGGUAACCAGGAGGCUGGACGACAGCAGGGAGGAGCCAGUUGAGGAGGUUCUGCUGCUGCUGGUGGAGGAGGAGCAGAAAGAGGAGGAGAGGAAGGCUGCAGAGGUUUCUCCAGAAAGUCCUCCGUCUCCACAGAAACACGACACCAAGACGGAGCUGACGGACACCGUCGUCGAUGGCGACCUGACCGUGACUGAGUCUGAUCAGGACGAAGACCUGAAGACUCAGGAGACACUGGGCAGCCCAGAGGACAUCGUCCAGACGUCCAUCAGCGCGCUGCGGCGCUCCUUCCUGGAGGGAGAGCAGGGGGGCUGCGGCAUGACGGAGUGGGACAAACGCCUGGCCUCGUCUCCUCUGCGCCGCGCCGACGACGCGCCCAUGAUCGAACCCCUGGAGCCGGAGGAGGAGGGACGGGUGUUGAUGACAAGCCGAGCUGCUGGACAGCCAAUCAGAGAGAGGCAGGGGCGGAGCUACGACACAACCACCGGCAGAGUCUUCUCGGUGUGGGCCGAGGACGAUGUCACCAUGGCAACGAACAGAAACGCCCUGGUGUCUGCCACUGAUGAUGUCAUCAGUAGAGGACUGCCGGUCACCGUCCAGGAGCCGAAAACGCAGCCGGCGCCGGCUGGAACCAGCAGGGAGGGGGGAGGAGUCCUGAUGACAUCAUCGCCUCUGGGAGGGCUAAGCCCCGCCCCCACGGCCACAGUGCCCACACCGUCCUUCGAUGAAAUGUCUCCAGAACUGACGGCUCUGCUAAAGUCCGCCAGAGAGCAAGAGACCUUCAGGGAACACAACCUGCUGAAGACGUCGGAGAAGGUGGAGACAGUCUUUGUCCUCCCAGAGUCCGGGGACCGGGACAUCGCAGAUCACUUUAAGGUAGCCCCUCCCCCCGCUCACCCCCCGCCUCCCCCUCCAGGAGCCGGCCAGGCCCCUGAUGAUGAUGUCACAGCCCAGCGGCUCAGCUGUGGCGACGGGGGCGGAGCUAGUGACGGCAGCGGUAAACGUGAGGCUAGUGAUGAAGAUGAGGAUGAGGAUGGCAGUGAUGAGGGUAGCAGUGAUGAUGAUGUCAUCAGCGUGCUCGCUCAGGCAGCCGUCGAUGAGUCGAUGGAGGCUGCGGUCAGACAAGCCACCUGUGGUUACCAUGACGACGGAGAGUCAGACGACUCCCAGGAGGAAGGAGAGUGGACCCCGCCUUCACCCCGCCCCAUGUCUCGGGACUCCACCAGUCCCACCCAACAGUCCCCACAUGAGGACGAGGAGGAAGUCCCGGUGAUGAGGAAGACUCUGACCUACGAAGCUCCAGGGAGCCAAGCCGGCACUGAUCCCCCUGGUGGCCUCCUUCUGAGCUCCCAGACCUUCACCGCAGAGACGUCCAACACCACCACCACCACCCACAUCACCAAGAUGGUGAAAGGAGGAGUUUCAGAAACCAGAGUGGAGAAAAGAAUCGUCAUAUCUGGAGACACCGAGGAAGACCACGAGCAGGCCCUGGCGGCGGCGCUCUGCGAGGCGCGGCGGCUGCAUCCUGAACUGUCGGUCACCAGAGUCGUCGUCCACAAAGAAACUGAGGUUCCUCCUGAUCACGAGAUCAAUUAGUGAUGUCACAGGCAGGUGGGAUUCCAGCUGAAUGCUCAUUGGUCGGUUGCAUGGCCUCUGCCUGGCUGGCUCUGAUUGGUUAAACCUGAUCAGGUUUAACCAAUCAGGUAAAAAAAUUCUGUGGCUCCUGCACUUGUUUAGUUUCUGAACUCAGAUUCUCCUGGUUCACCUUCAGCAUGGAGCGCUCUGAUUGGCUCAAUCAGCUGAAAAGCCUGCAGGAGGCGCUGUACCCUCUGCUGCAUGUCUGCAUGAUCAUCAGUCACCCACACACUUCCUGCUGCAGUUCCCUUGAUUAACACUAGAUGUCCCUGCUGAUAAAGAGAGAGAGACCAAGGAACGAAACAGCAGAAGACAACAAGAUGAAAAACAACGAUGAUUUAAGAAAACAAUCCGUUGAUCUGCUUGGUCCCUCUGUCCUCCUGUCUGUCCUCCUGUCUGUCUCUCUAACUGCUGUUUGUCUCUUUCAGGACUGAAUGUUGAUCCUCUGUUGCAUUAUGGGAGUUGUAGUUCCCAGCCAAUCCCACCAAGCGGAUUCUGACGCCAACUGGAGCAGAGAACUCACCACAUGACUGCAUGGCACGCGCACACACACACACACACACACACACACACACGCACAGACACACACCCUGGUGCUGUACGCUGCAGUUGGACGUUUGUCUCCAGGUGAAGCUGUGAUGUAUUUUAAGAAGCCCCGCCCCCUCACACACCUCAAGCCACACCCCCUGACUGCUUCAGGAAACCUUCUGAUUGGCCGACUGACUCAGGUGUGCUCCUGACUUAGUUUGAGAACCUGCUGAGAAGCUUUUAUUAUGAAAAUCUGCUUCCUGCCCCCAUCGCUUGCACAGCCAAAGCUCAGCCAGUAUUUACCCAUGAUGCAACAGGAAGUGCCAUAGAGCUCGGAGGUCUGAUCCUGAUGGUCGGCUCUGUUGGAGUGAACUUUGACCUCAGUCUGCUGUGGUAAACACUCUACAGGAGAGCCCUUCAAAAUAAAAGCCCUGCUUGGAGUAGGGAGCUGUUGGGAUGAACUCUUAUUUUGAAACUCUGCAGGAAGUCUGCAGUGGUAGACGCUAGUUUCACUUGUUUGUUACAUUUUUCCCUCUUGUCACAUUUCUGGACCGGGUCGGUUCUGCUUGGCAGGUUCAGAACCUCAGCGAAACGUUUUCACCGUCAGAACACCAGCCUGUCUCACCUGGGCCUGUCGCCGUAGCAACCGAUCCUAAUGCAUGUUAUCUGGAUCUGUGGUAAUUGAGCCAGAUUCUCACCUGGAUCUGUUGCCAUGGUAACUGUUGGUACCGGGUCAUCUGAACAGGAAGUGCUUCCUGUUGGGUCAGUUGAACCCGCCUGCUGGAACCGAUCCUUCAUGUUCUUUAUUCUGGAAAAACUGUUAUUUAAGGAAUUUUGUUGACCUUUGACCUCUGACCUCAUUCAUUUAAUUAAUCUGUGGCUCAUUUCUGUAUUUAUGGCCUCAGACAGACUGAACCAGCACGCCCCCUGGUGUCCGGUUUUAUUUUCUCACCUUCAUCACUUUUAUUCAUUUAUUAAAAUGAAGAAACAAACAA